GGUAGGGCUAUACGGGUGUACCGCUGUGGCAAACAACGUCUUCACCAGUAGCCUUAGAAUAUACCUUAGUUUGUUUUAUUACGAAAUAGUUGUAUGAACGGGAUAUUUCGACGUCAUGAACGUUUUCUACUGUCGAUGUGUAGUACCUAUUGAUAUAACUAAUUAUCCAGAAAACACAUCUAACAGUGGUACGUGUGUAAUUAUCUGACAGAGGAGACGUCUAACAGGGCAGUCUGAUAUUCACGAAAUGAAGUGCUACAGAUACUGCUGCUGUCGAGUCAGGUCUAAACACCAGCGACGUCGUCUGUUCGUCUGGCUAGGCACCCUGGGCUUUGUGUUGUGCCUUCUCUAUUACAACAACGAACUACUCGCCAGAUACGAACAACAACAGCAGCGUCAAGAACAAAAACAACAACUGAAUAGUCCAGUAGUGGAACAAGGCAGAAAACCAAUGGCGGUUAACGCAGGGAUACCACAUGCCUUUGACAAUGACGACUCCAAUGACCUCGAUCUUUUACCAGACCUAGCACCUGCUGUACUGCAUUACAUUUGGUGCGGCAAUAGGGUCUUCGAGUUUAGACAUUAUCUUGCACUGAAGAGUGCGCAUCGAGCAGUGAAGCCCGACAAAGUGUUUUUCCAUUACGAGAAGUUGCCCCUGGACGACGAGCAGGGUUACUAUCAGUGGUUCAACGAGACACUAAGACAGAUUGACCACCUCCUUCCCAGACCCCUCAACCAGUCAGUGUGUCCACAGAGUGGAACUGCUGAAAGAUACAUUUUAGUGUUGGACCUCUUGGAACAAUUUGGAGGAAUUUAUGUGCCAGAAGAUUCAAUAUGGGUGGAUUUUCCCGUUCAUCUCCGUUCUAGUCCAAUAGUGUCUGGCGUUCUUCCGGUUAAUCCAUCGGUAUACGAAGAUGGAAUUAUUGUUGCCAAAAAGCGUGCUUUUAAAAAGCCAAUCAGCCAUGAAGAAAUGCUGAUCACACUUUCCCUAGGAAAACAUGAGCAUGGCGAACUGAAACCAUGUGCCGACGAAAGUGCUUAUAACACCGAUACAAAUGGUCAUACAAUGUGUGUCCGAAUACGAAAGGAGUUAUUUCCCAAAGAUAUUUGGAACAUGGACACAAAACUGGGUGUGCUGGCCAGGGUUGUCGCAUAUGGAACAACUACAGUCCAUCACAAACACAACCUGAAAACGCCAAUACCAAAGAUUGCUCACUACACAUGCAUAGAUUGUAAUCUGAAGUUCUCCUCUUACCUUAGCAUGCUAAGUUCAGUAUUUGUGGCUGGUCUGAAAAAAGUGUAUCUUCACGGAGUGCAAACCCCAUCAGGUCCCUGGUGGGCGCUCCUGGUGAAGGACCCGCGCUUUGUAUUCGUGUACAGAGAAUACCCAGAAACACUCUACGACAAGGCAGUGAUGUCACGAGUACUGGCAUUGGCCGUUAUGCGUGCAGACAUUCUCCUCAAGUACGGUGGAGUAUACCAGGAUCACAACGUCCUCUGGACACAAAGGAUCCCGGAAUUCUACUUCGGUUACGAGGCGGUCGCUUCUCCACACUGGCACCUCUACGGCCACUGGCCUGAUUCUGUCAAUCACGGGACGCUAAUGUUGAAACGUAACUCUCGCUAUAUGAUAAAAGUGAGAGAGAUCAUGCAAAGAAACCAAGAAAACCCGCACUGGUUUAAUGACCAGUUUCUAUCCUACAAGAUCAUCGAACGGCAUCCAGAGCUGGUAAAGUUUGACAGACAUUUCCAAGUCAUUUGUCUGAACCAUAAUUGUCACCCCACGUGGCAGCGAAACUACAAAUCCGGACUGAUGCAGAAUCGGCCUGGCGACUGGUUUAAGUGGCAGAAUGACACUUUGUCCAUAUACUGGAUCGACACGUUUCCCGAGCUGAACGUGGACAUGGUUAAAUACACGAGCGGCACGAUUGUAGAAGUCAGCAGACAUAUUCUCCAGUCCGCUGACGUAGAUCUCAACAAUCUGUGACGUACAACACAAAACUCACCAUUUCAAAUUCACAUGUGUAUGUCCACGAACAUUUCUUAUUGGCUAACGUUCCAGUUUCUCUGGAGAGUAUUAAUGCCGGUUGGCCACAUGGGUGAUAGCUUGAUUCAUACAUUUUACCUGGUGCUUAAAAUAAUGAAAAGGGUAUAUGCCUAUGACAUCGGUUUAGAUUCUUGCUGUUGACGAAAUCCGUAUGUAUGUAAUCAGCGGAAAAUCCAUUUGAUUUGAUAUCCUGCUAGAUAAUGCAGGGGCUGUGGGAACACUGUCUCUAGAGCGUUGGAACUGACAAUGGCAGCCAGUGUUCAAACUAUACUCACAGCUUGGUCUUCAAGACAAAGUCUGGAUUGCGCUAUAUCUGAUGUUUUAUAUACACGAAUAAUCCGUUUUCUGAAGUACAGACACAAUAGCCUAAUGCUUAAUAGCAGAAUCCGCCAAACCUGGCUAAAAUGGCCGUCCAAACAAAUCUGCAAUAUGAGAUCAACUGGCUUCUAUACAAAUGCCAGACACGGGCAUUUGUGGUAGGCUACUACAGACGGGAUAUCGUCAAUAACCGGUGGUUGUUAUUGAAGAUGCCGAUAUCAAACAAUUGGUUGUUAUAAAAAGUGUUUUAGAAGACAAAUGGCAUCUUUAAAAGACAAAUGGUUGUUAUAAACAUGUAGUUAUUUUAGAAAGUGCAUUUCAUAGCACGUUAAUCUAUUUAUGAAUGGACGGUGUUGUCCUAUGGUUAAAUAAUAUUUAUUACAAUGCCUUAUUUACUCAUGACUUUUAUGUAUGAUUUUAAGACUCAUUGUGCGACCUGUUUUAGUCGACAUAAACAUUAUACUGUUUGUAUAUAGCAACAACAAUAUUCAUUAAGAGGGUUAAUCAUGCAAGGUAUCACUGUUUUGGAAAUAUAUAUAAAAUAAAU
Molecule: messenger RNA, 2912 nt
Organism: Gigantopelta aegis
Lineage: Eukaryota; Metazoa; Mollusca; Gastropoda; Neomphalida; Peltospiridae
Exons: 3
Coding region: 248-1987 (579 amino acids)
Source: RefSeq, a predicted model, not a curated record